AUGGCGACGGACGAACGAUUCGACACGAUGCUUUUGGCUAUCGCCCAGCAGCACGAUGGCAUUGACUCCAUCCUCAACACCUUCUUCUCUUUUCUUGGGCGGAAAACGGACUUCUUCUCGCAACCAGCCAUGGCUCGCACAGCAGUACAACGCGCACUUGACCGCCAUUUAGCGCAGGCGGAAGAGAAACAAAGGCAAAAACGGAAGGAGGCACCCGUCUCGCGCGUGGAAGAGGUGGAGGAUGAAGAGGAGGUGAAGGCGAAGGCGGCGGCGCAGGCGGCUGCUGAAGCCGCAAAGCGCAAAGCGGAUUUGGAGCGAAAAAAGGAAGAAUUAGCAAAUGCGAAAGAAGAUGAAGAUGGAGCAAAGCCGAAAGGACUUCCUCCGACCGUCGGGAACGGGUUCGAUUACGAGCACUAUAUGUUCUCGCAAACACUUAAGGAGGUCGAAGUGAGAGUGCCGUUACUGGUGGCACGCGCAAAGGGGAAGGAUGUGGAUGUGGUUCUUCAGCAGCGCCGUUUACGGGUGGGGAUGAAGGGGAAGCCUCCUAUUGUUGAUGGCGAGCUUUUUGCCAGUGUGAAAACUGAGGAGUCCAUGUGGACUAUUGAAGAUGGUCACACGGUGGUGGUUACGCUGACGAAGCAAAAUCAAAUGGAGUGGUGGAAGACUGUUAUGGUGGGUGAUGCUGAAAUCGACCUGCAGAAGGUGAUGCCGGAGAACUCCAAGUUAGACGACCUUGACGGCGAUACAAGACAAACGGUUGAAAAAAUGAUGUACGACCAGAGGCAAAAGGCCAUGGGACUGCCCACUUCAGAGGAGCAGAAAAAGAGAGAAAUGCUGGCGAAGUUUAUGGCGGCGCAUCCCGAAAUGGACUUCUCACAAGCCAAAAUAUGCUGA
Molecule: messenger RNA, 894 nt
Organism: Trypanosoma brucei brucei TREU927
Lineage: Eukaryota; Euglenozoa; Kinetoplastea; Trypanosomatida; Trypanosomatidae
Exons: 1
Coding region: 1-894 (297 amino acids)
Biological process (GO): protein folding
Cellular component (GO): cytoplasm
Source: RefSeq, a predicted model, not a curated record